Messenger RNA from Penicilliopsis zonata CBS 506.65, 1403 nucleotides. RefSeq lists its product as hypothetical. Gene Ontology annotation, cellular component: FAR/SIP/STRIPAK complex. The record is from RefSeq and is a predicted model, not a curated record. Gene Ontology annotation, molecular function: protein serine/threonine phosphatase activity. The transcript is spliced from 3 exons. The coding region runs from base 435 to 1397 and encodes 320 amino acids. Lineage: Eukaryota; Fungi; Ascomycota; Eurotiomycetes; Eurotiales; Aspergillaceae. Gene Ontology annotation, biological process: peptidyl-serine dephosphorylation.
CCCCUGGCGUCAACGACACAUUCGAAAUUGCGAUAACAUUCACCAUAUUUGAGAGCUGCUGAGCCGCCAUCACGGAAGUCGUCUUGGCCCCGUGAAUGUCGCCAGAUUAGUCCUCGAUACGAUUUGGCUUCGUGAAACCCCCCCCACGAGCCACCGGGAGCAGACGCUGGCCUUCGUUCGACCCGGCGUACUUGAACCUGACUCAUUUCCCAGUGCGAGCUGGUGGUCAUGAUGCGAGCGGUGGCCGGAAGAUCUCAGACACACUAUCCUUACACGAGCCUUUUGCCUUCCUAGUUGGCCCUCCCCUACGACCUCCUUGACAUCUCUCGUGUCAUCUCGUACCAGCUUUGAGCUGAGACCUAUUUCCGUCCGCCAAGUCACCGCUGUCGUCGUCGGCCUGUUGGUCUCCGAGGUCCGAAUCCGCCGCCGCCGCCAUGCCGGGCCUUCCCUCAAGUAUCGAUCUGGAUGAAUGCAUUGAGCGAUUGUACCGAAAGGAGCUCUUAGCAGACUCGGUUAUUGAGGCGAUCUGUGCCAAAGCAAAGGAACUCUUGAUGAAGGAGAGCAAUGUGGUCCAUAUCGCUGCCCCCGUCACCGUUGUUGGAGACAUCCAUGGCCAGUUCUUUGACAUGAUCGAGAUCUUCAAAAUCGGCGGAUUCUGUCCGAACACAAACUAUCUGUUUUUAGGCGAUUACGUGGACCGUGGUUUGUUUAGUGUCGAGACGAUCUCGCUGCUCGUCUGCUUGAAGCUCCGGUAUCCCCAGCGAGUGCAUCUCAUCCGCGGCAAUCACGAGUCACGCGGGGUGACGCAGUCGUACGGGUUCUACACGGAAUGCGCGCGCAAGUACGGCAACGCGAACGUCUGGCACUACUUCACCGACAUGUUCGACUUCCUGACGCUCAGCGUGGUGAUCAACGACCAAAUCUUCUGCGUGCACGGGGGCCUGUCUCCCUCGAUCCACUCCAUCGACCAGAUCAAGAUCAUCGAUCGCUUCCGGGAGAUCCCGCACGAGGGCCCGAUGGCGGACCUGGUCUGGUCCGACCCGGACACCGAGCGGGACGAGUUCUCCCUCUCCCCGCGUGGUGCCGGAUACACCUUUGGCGCGCAGGUGGUGCGCAAGUUCCUCGAGGUGAACAGCAUGUCGCACAUCCUGCGCGCCCACCAGCUUUGCCAAGAAGGGUAUCAGGUGCUGUACGACGACCGGCUGAGCACAGUCUGGAGCGCCCCGAACUACUGCUACCGCUGCGGGAACCUGGCCAGCGUGCUCGAGGUCAGCGACACGGGCGAGCGCUUCUUUAAUAUCUUCGACGCCGCCCCAGAGAACGACAUCCACCGCAGCGAGCAGCAGGCUCAGCAGAACAAGGAUGGUCAGAAUCCCGUCAUCGACUACUUUUUGUGAUACCCC